Aphanomyces invadans is the source of this 1036-nucleotide messenger RNA. RefSeq lists its product as hypothetical. Gene Ontology annotation, molecular function: carbonate dehydratase activity; zinc ion binding. Gene Ontology annotation, biological process: carbon utilization. The record is from RefSeq and is a predicted model, not a curated record. The coding region runs from base 20 to 916 and encodes 298 amino acids. Lineage: Eukaryota; Oomycota; Saprolegniomycetes; Saprolegniales; Verrucalvaceae. The transcript is spliced from 6 exons.
CGGAUAAUGCAAAGAUCGCAUGCGCUGGCCAAGUGGGUCAGCGAUGGACCACCGCGUCGAGAAAGGUUGCAUGCCGUCGCCAGAGCUUUUCGACUCGCCGCACGGGUCAAAGGAGUUAGUUCUCGAAGAAGAGCAAGCGCCGAGCGGUGUGAAAGCGGUAGUCACUUCGAAUAUUGAGAUAUCGGAUGGGAAGAAGGGCCUCCACGAACUCCUCGAGCGAAACCGUUUGUGGGCCGCGUCGAUCGUUGACACAUCGCCCUACUUCUUCUACAAGCUAUCCAAGCAGCAAUCCCCUGAGAUCCUAUGGAUCGGAUGCUCCGACUCACGUGUUCCUCCCAACCAAAUCCUCAACCUGAAGCCGGGUGAAGUCUUCGUCCAUGCCAACUUCGCGAAUGAAGUCGUGCACAGCGACAUGAACUGCCUCUCCGUCAUCGAGUAUGCCGUCGUGCAUUUGAAAGUCAAACACAUCGUUGUGUGCGGUCACUACGGAUGCUCGGGAGUCAAAGCGGCGCUCAGCCAUCAAGAAUUUGGGAUUGUCGACAACUGGAUCCGCAACAUCAAGGACUUGUACAUUGAGCAGCGCAAGAAAUUUGGGGAUCUCGGGAAAGAGGAAGCCCUAAACGUGCUGACGGAAGCGAAUGUUGCCAAAUCUGUCUACAACGUGUGCCACACUCGGAUUGUCCAGAACGCUUGGAAGCGAGGACACAAGGUGAGCGUUCACGGAUGGUGCUACAGCAUCGACGACGGCCUUAUACGCGAUCUCAACAUCUGCGUCAACGACGAAACCCAAGUCGAGCCAAUUUACCGCCGCAUGAUGCAAAAGCGGACAUCCGUGAUGGGCUUUGACGAUGUGGCUGCAUCGAAGGCGGCGGAGAUGCUUUUCUCGCAGUCACACGGCAGUUCAACCGCCACGUAGCCGACUGCCUCGUUAAGCAUGUACACCCUCAUACCGUCAUAUGGAUCGUUUUCUGUGUGCGGUGGAUUUUGUUGGUCGCAAUUGAUUGGACAUAAUAAAGUCUAUUUUCGCGAUGUGGAG